This is a messenger RNA of Galeopterus variegatus (Sunda flying lemur), 930 nucleotides long. RefSeq names its product ureidoimidazoline (2-oxo-4-hydroxy-4-carboxy-5-) decarboxylase (gene URAD). Gene Ontology annotation, molecular function: carboxy-lyase activity. Lineage: Eukaryota; Metazoa; Chordata; Mammalia; Dermoptera; Cynocephalidae. Bases 1 to 930 code for a protein of 309 amino acids. The record is from RefSeq and is a predicted model, not a curated record. The transcript has 5 exons.
AUGGACACUGAGAAGGUCAGCUCCAUGGACUCUGGAGAAUUUACGGACGUGUUUGGGAAUGUCAUUGAGAGGUGUCCUCUGAUUGCAGCCACUGUUUGGUCUCAGCGCCCAUUCUCUGACUUGGAAGAUUUGGAGAAGCUCUUUUUUGCCUUUAUUGACUCUCUUCUACAGGAAGACCGGGAGGGCGUCCCGUGCUGCCACCCGGGCCUGGCCGGCCGCGAGCUGCAGCGGGGCACGCUCACGGCCGAGUCGCAGCGGGAGCAGAGCGGCCUGCACUGUCCGCCCGCGCAGGAGCUGCGCACGGCCCUGGGCGACGUGCAGAAGAUCUGCCACCUGCGUCUCGCCUCCCUCCUCGGCGCCGGCCCCGCCCGGCUGUCGUGGCCAGUAGCCGGCUAUGGGGAGCUUGUCAACCCCAACCCCGGGCACCAGAGCCCAGCUGGACUAAGUAGCUCCCUUCGCCGGCGGCCAGAACGUCCAUUGCGGGCGAGAACACGCCAGAGCACUGGCAGACGCGGGGACGAGCGCGGGCCGCUGCACGUGGGCGCCAGGCCCCGCAGCAUCCAGGCAGAAGCCACUGGCGGCGCUUACUUUCCCCUUCGGGAGGAGCGAAAAGACGAAGGCCGUUCCUCGCGCGGGCAGGUCACCCGUGGCCGCCGAGGUCUGGCAGGGCAGUUUUCUACGGCCCCAUCUCGGUCCAAACAGCGACAUGCCCUGGGCUUCUGCCGGCCUCGGCCUGGCAGAGACACUUUCUCGUUUCUGUCCUCUGGUGCGCAGGACGCGGGAGACGAGCCCCGGGUGCAGGGACCGGGCCACCGACCCGGACCGCAGCGCGCACGCCAGCCGCAGCCGCGAAAUGAAGGGGCGCCCCGGGGCGCGGCCGGCGACGAGCGUCAGGGGGCACAGAAGUGGUCGACGCAGAUUCCAGGGUGA